Apaloderma vittatum (bar-tailed trogon) is the source of this 1700-nucleotide messenger RNA. RefSeq names its product dynein heavy chain 17, axonemal-like. Gene Ontology annotation, cellular component: dynein complex. Gene Ontology annotation, molecular function: minus-end-directed microtubule motor activity; dynein intermediate chain binding; dynein light intermediate chain binding. The annotation marks the transcript as partial. The record is from RefSeq and is a predicted model, not a curated record. The transcript has 9 exons. NCBI's taxonomy places the organism in Eukaryota, Metazoa, Chordata, Aves, Trogoniformes, Trogonidae. Gene Ontology annotation, biological process: microtubule-based movement.
GCCAAAAGCUGAAUUUCACCAUCGACAACGGGAAGAUCCACAACGUGUCACUGGGGCAGGGCCAGGAGGCCGUAGCCGAACAUGCCCUGGAGCUGGCGGCCGCGCAGGGCCACUGGGUCAUCCUGCAGGUGAGGGGAGCACUGGGGGUGAGGCUGGAGCAGGGUGGGAGGGGACACGGGUGCCGCGGGGUCCAGCAGGAGCAAUUCCUGCAGUCCGGGCCACCCCCCAGCCACGACACGCACAUCAUCCCCCAGGGACUGCUGGAGAACGCCAUCAAAAUCACCAGCGAGCCGCCGACGGGCAUGUACGCCAACGUGCACAAGGCGCUCGACCUCUUCACCCAGGACACGUUAGAGAUGUGCAGCAAAGAAGUGGAGUUCAAAUCCAUCCUGUUCGCGCUCUGCUACUUCCACGCGGUGGUGGCCGAGCGGCGCAAGUUCGGAGCUCAGGGCUGGAACAGGUCGUACCCCUUCAACAACGGCGACCUGACCAUAUCCAUCAGCGUCCUGUACAACUACCUGGAGGCCAACCCCAAGGUACCGUGGGACGAUCUCCGGUACCUCUUUGGGGAAAUCAUGUAUGGGGGGCACAUCACAGACGACUGGGACCGCCGGCUGUGCCGCACGUACCUGAGCGAGUACAUCUGCGCGGAGAUGCUGGAAGGGGAAGUGUCCUUGGCUCCAGGGUUUGCGGUCCCUCCCAACUUGGAUUACAAGGGGUACCACGAGUACAUCGACAACAACCUGCCCCCCGAGAGCCCCUACCUGUACGGCCUGCACCCCAACGCCGAGAUCGGCUUCCUCACCGUCACCUCGGACAGCCUUUUCCGAACAGUGCUGGAAAUGCAGCCCAAGGAAUCAGACGCCGGAGGAGGCUCGGGUGUCUCCCGAGAAGAAAAGGCAAGUACAGUUUUACAGCACACCGUGACCAGGCUGCCGGAGCCGUUCAACAUGCUGGAGAUCAUGGCGAAAGCGGAGGAAAAGACCCCGUACGUCGUAGUUGCCUUCCAGGAGUGCGAAAGGAUGAACAUCUUGACCCAAGAAAUCAGGCGCUCACUGAAGGAGCUCGACUUGGGACUGAAGGGAGAGCUCACGAUUACGUCGCGUAUGGAGGAGCUGGCCAACGCUCUCUUCUACGACAGCGUUCCUGAAUCCUGGACGCGUGUCGCCUACCCCUCCCUCCUCAGCCUGGGAGCCUGGUACGCAGACCUGCUCCUCCGCAUCCGGGAACUGGAAGUCUGGACGACAGACUUCGCGCUGCCGGCAGCGGUGUGGCUGGCAGGAUUCUUCAACCCCCAGUCCUUCCUCACGGCGAUCAUGCAGUCCACGGCCAGGAAAAACGAGUGGCCACUCGACAAGAUGUGUCUUUCAGUGGACGUGACCAAGAAAAAACGUGAGGAUAUAAGAGCUCCCCCCAGAGAAGGCUCCUACGUGCACGGACUAUUCAUGGAAGGCGCUCGAUGGGACACCCAGUCCGGUGUGAUCGCCGACGCUCGUCUGAAGGAGCUGACGCCCCCGAUGCCCGUCAUCUUCAUCAAAGCCAUCCCUGUGGACCGCAUGGACACCAAGAACGUCUAUGAAUGUCCUGUCUAUAGGACACGGAUGCGAGGUCCCACCUACAUCUGGACCUUCAACCUAAAGACAAAAGAAAAAGUCUCCAAGUGGAUCCUUGCUGCAGUUGCUCUGCUCUUAGAGGUCUGA